GAAAGGCAUACAUAGUAAUAAUGGCACUAAACGUAAUUCCCCGAAACACGAGGCCCCUUUCCGUAACUUCACCGACUACAAAUACACGUCCCCGCUUUCUCUUUUCUCUGCCCAAACCUCACCGACUUUCUGCUCCAAAAUCACUACAGAAUCACUGUCCACAGGAUCACAAUAAACUACCAAAAUGGUGAAGAUCUGCUGCAUUGGAGCUGGGUAUGUCGGAGGCCCUACAAUGGCCGUCAUAGCACUCAAAUGUCCCGAUAUCGAAGUGGCAGUUGUCGAUAUUUCCGUACCUCGUAUCAACGCCUGGAAUAGUGACCAACUCCCUAUCUACGAGCCGGGCCUCGAAGAUGUCGUAAAGCAGUGCAGAGGCAAAAACCUUUUCUUCAGCACAGAUGUCGAGAAACACGUAUGCGAGGCCGAUAUAGUCUUCGUUUCAGUCAAUACCCCAACCAAGACUCGUGGUCUUGGUGCUGGAAAAGCUGCAGAUCUCACGUACUGGGAAAGCGCUGCUCGUAUGAUUGCUGAUGUGUCAAAGUCGGAUAAAAUCGUAGUCGAGAAAUCAACCGUUCCGGUUAAAACAGCAGAAGCGAUCGAAAAGAUACUGACGCAUAACAGCAAAGGAAUCAACUUCCAGAUUCUUUCCAACCCGGAGUUUCUCGCUGAGGGAACGGCUAUUGAAGAUCUUUUCAAACCCGAUAGGGUCCUCAUCGGUGGUCGGGAAACCCCCGAAGGCCAGAAAGCAAUCAAAACGUUAAAAGACGUUUACGCUCAUUGGGUCCCCGAAGAAAACAUCAUCACAACAAAUCUAUGGUCGGCAGAGCUUUCUAAACUUGCUGCCAACGCGUUCUUGGCACAAAGAAUCUCUUCUGUGAACGCCAUGUCAGCUCUCUGCGAGGCAACCGGUGCAAACGUUACCGAGGUUUCAUAUGCAGUUGGUAAAGAUACUCGAAUCGGUUCGAAGUUCUUGAACCCGAGUGUCGGAUUCGGCGGGUCUUGCUUCCAGAAGGAUAUAUUGAACUUGGUUUACAUUUGCGAGUGUAAUGGCCUCCCGGAAGUGGCAGAAUAUUGGCGACAAGUCAUCAAGAUCAAUGACUACCAAAAAUCCCGCUUCGUAAACCGCAUUGUCGCUUCUAUGUUCAACACGGUUUCAAACAAAAAGAUUGCGGUUCUCGGAUUCGCAUUCAAGAAAGAUACCGGCGAUACUCGAGAAACCCCUGCGAUUGACGUUUGCAAGGGUUUGUUAGGUGACAAGGCCCGUUUAAGCAUCUACGAUCCGCAAGUUACCGAGGAUCAGAUCCAACGAGAUCUUUCAAUGAACAAGUUCGAUUGGGACCAUCCUCUUCACUUGCAGCCGAUGAGCCCGAGUACCGUGAAACAAGUGAGCGUUGUGUGGGACGCGUAUGCAGCCACCAAGGAUGCGCAUGGUGUUUGUAUUUUGACCGAGUGGAAUGAGUUUAAAACACUAGAUUUUCAGAAGAUAUAUGACAACAUGCAGAAGCCAGCAUUUAUCUUCGAUGGAAGGAACGUCGUUGAUGCUGAAAAGUUGAGGGAGAUCGGGUUCAUUGUUUACUCGAUCGGUAAGCCGUUGGAUGCCUGGCUCAAGGACAUGCCUGCUGUGGCUUAAAAGCGUUUCGUUGGUGACUAUAUUUCUUAAUUUUGUUAAUCUGUGACUUUACUAUGUCUCAUCAUUACUUGUUUGUUUCAAACAAAUACAGUAGGAACAUUUAAAAAAUAAAUAGUUGCAUCAUUGUAAUAUGAGUUCUUAUGAGAUAUGAUAUAUAUAUUUUUUCUUACUAUA
Molecule: messenger RNA, 1801 nt
Organism: Helianthus annuus (common sunflower)
Lineage: Eukaryota; Viridiplantae; Streptophyta; Magnoliopsida; Asterales; Asteraceae
Product: UDP-glucose 6-dehydrogenase 3
Exons: 2
Coding region: 185-1627 (480 amino acids)
Biological process (GO): glycosaminoglycan biosynthetic process
Cellular component (GO): cytosol; nucleus
Molecular function (GO): NAD binding; UDP-glucose 6-dehydrogenase activity
Source: RefSeq, a predicted model, not a curated record